This is a messenger RNA of Geosmithia morbida, 1278 nucleotides long. RefSeq names its product lipoate---protein ligase. Lineage: Eukaryota; Fungi; Ascomycota; Sordariomycetes; Hypocreales; Bionectriaceae. Gene Ontology annotation, cellular component: cytoplasm; mitochondrion. The coding region runs from base 1 to 1278 and encodes 425 amino acids. Gene Ontology annotation, molecular function: lipoyltransferase activity. The record is from RefSeq and is a predicted model, not a curated record. Gene Ontology annotation, biological process: protein lipoylation. The transcript is spliced from 3 exons.
AUGGCUUUCCUCACCAGGUCCUCGUCCUCGUCCCCGUCCUCGUCCGGACGACGCCCCUUCAGCGAGGCGGCGGCAUCGCACGCCUCGAACAAGACGCAGGUGUACAUCUCGCGCUCGGCAGACCCGCUGGUCAACCUCUCGCUCGAGCACCGACUCCUGCAGGUCUCGCACCCGACCUCGACGAUCCUGAUACUGUACGUCAACAGGCCCUGCGUCGUCUUCGGUCGCAACCAGAACCCCUGGCUAGAGACCAACCUUGGUGCCUUGGCGGAUGGCGGCAUCGUCAGCAGCGGCAGCAGCGGCAGCAUCGUCGGGGGAAGACGGGCAGGGCAGGGAGAUGGCGGUGGCGGUGCGUCGCUGGACCUGGUGAGGAGGCGGUCCGGAGGCGGCACGGUCUUCCACGACGAGGGCAACGUCAACUUUGGCGUCAUAUGCCCACCCGACCAGUUCGACCGAGACCGCCACGCCGAGAUGGUGGUGCGGGCGCUGCACCGCCUCGGGAGACGCACGACGCGCGUCAACCAGCGCCACGACAUUGUCAUGGAUCUAGCGGCGGAUGACGAGGACAGUCGAGAAGGAGCAGGGGCAGGAGCAGAAAUGGGAACAGCGGAGUCAAAGACGUUCAAGAUAUCGGGAUCGGCCUACAAGCUCACGCGACUCAGGUCCCUGCACCACGGGACGUGCCUGGUGCGCAGCCCCAACCUGGCCAGCAUAUCGCGACUGCUGAGGUCCCCGGCCGAACCGUUCGUCAUGGCGCGCGGGGUGGACAGCGUGCGCAGCCCGGUAGCGAACGCGGACGUCGAUCCGGAGGAUCUCAAGCACGCCGUCGUCGACGAGUUCACGGCCAUGUACGGCCGGCCGGACGUGUUUGUCGACGACGUCGACGUAGGAGGAAGAGGAGGGGAUAGCGCCCUGGUGGGGAGGGUGGACGCCAUCGUCAGGGGUCGCGGGGAACUGGCGUCACGAGAGUGGGUGUAUGGCCAGACGCCCAAGUUUACAUUCUCUACGCAUCCUACUGAUCUGGAUCCGAGGCCACGACCUGAAUUGCCAUUUGAUACACAAUUCCACUUUACCUGUAGGCAUGGCAUUGUCGAAGAGUGCACCGUGGAUGGUGUGACUGACCAGGCUGCCAUCGUGGGCGCUUCCGUUCACGAUAUCGACGACUGGUCCGAUCGUCUGGCCAGGUCGGGUCUCAGGUCGGCCGAAGCUGACGGGCUCGGCAGGUGGAUCAAUGGCGUGCUCGGGACGGGAUUCACACGAUCCCAUCUCAAAUCAUGA